AUGUCGUAUAGCCACAUUAUACCAUAUUUAUUUAGGGGAUCACUUGUACAACUAAGGAAGUUAGGACCCCCACCAACAGUUCUUCCUCCCGGUUAUGAUGCAAAUGCCCGCUGUGAAUUUCAUUCUGGCACUCCUGGGCAUUCGAUCAAGAAUUAUAAAGCAUUAAAGUACAAGGUUCAAGAUCUUAUUGAUUCUAAGGCAAUCACGUUCACCCCCAAGGGGCUGAAUGUAAAUAACAACCCAAUGCCCCCUCACAAUAAUUCAGCCAUGAAUAUGAUGGAAGUUGACAAUGGAAGGAGAUUGAUAUCCUAUGUGGACGAGUUAAAAACACUACUCAUCGAGAUCAAGAAUGCUUUAAUGAAGGAUAAUUCCUUUCCCGUCUGUGUUCCCACACCAUUCCCAUAUAUUAACACCAAGGCAGUCCCAUGGGUGUAUGACACCUCAAUCUACAUUCAUGGCCAGAAACUUCAAGAAGAACCGUUGAAGUCCAGUGAUCCAAUGAUCAAUAUCACCGGAACUGGAGAAAUUACAAGAAAUGGAAGGAUAUUUGCACCGACACCCACUUCAAUUGGAGCUAUCAAUCCUUCAACUUCAGACAAAGGCAAACAAAUUGAUGGUGCUCAGCAAAGACAAGACCCUGCACCUUCCAAUGAGGUAGACGAGUUAUUACGCAUUAUCAAGAAGAGUGAUUAUCUAGUAGUUGAUCAGCUUAACCAGACACCCUCGAAGAUCUCAAUGUUGUCUUUAUUAAUGUGCUCAGAGGCCGAUAAGGAUGCUUUGGUAAAAUUUCUGAGGACAGCUCACGUACCGCAAGAUAUCUCAGUUUGUGAAUUUGAAGGGGUAGUUAACAAUAUCGUUACUAGCUUAAGCUUGGGUUUCGGUGAUGAAGAGCUUCCUGCUGAAGGGAGGAAUCAUAAUAAGGCUCUCCAUAUUUUUAUUGAGUGUGUGGACACAGUACUAUCAAGAGUUUUCGUAGACACUGGGUCUUCCGUCAAUGUGAUGCCUAAAAGCUCCUUUGCUAAGCUAACUGUUGAAGGACUUGUAAUGAAGCCGAGUGAGCUUAUAGUAAGAGCAUUUGAUGGUACUAGGAGGACUGUAAUCGGUGAGGUGAAUUUGCAUAUGAAUAUUAGUCCUCAUACUUUCUUUAUCACUUUCUUCGUAAUGCACAUCUAUUCAGCCUACAGUUGUCUGCUUGGAAGGCCUUGGAUUCAUUCAGUUGGUGCAGUCACUUCAACGCUCCACCAAAAAUUGAAAUUCCUAGCUGAUGAUAAACUAGUUAUUGUCGAGGGUGAGGAGGACAUUAUGGAUGAAUCAAAAGAUGACGAAUCUUUGAUGGCAUCUCUUAAGGAUGCCCUGACAAUCAUAAAGGAUGGACACCCCCAAGGAUGGGGAAGACUGUUUGAACUUCCUGCCAACAAGGACCGUACCGGUUUAGGAUACAACUCCCAGAAUUUGAAGAAACCUACACCGAUAGCUACAAGGGGAUCAGUGCUCCCGCUAUCCAAAAACUUCUCAAGCGCCAGUUACCUUGAUGACAACAGUAUCUGUGCGGUGGAAGGAGACGAAGAAGAAGAUGUUGGAUUGAUCUUCACAGAGGCUAAUGGAAAGGGUGCCACCAAAUGGACCGAGAUUGAAAUACCCAAAGUGACCCUGAUUAAAAUGUAA
Molecule: messenger RNA, 1665 nt
Organism: Lathyrus oleraceus (garden pea)
Lineage: Eukaryota; Viridiplantae; Streptophyta; Magnoliopsida; Fabales; Fabaceae
Exons: 3
Coding region: 1-1665 (554 amino acids)
Source: RefSeq, a predicted model, not a curated record